This is a messenger RNA of Mesorhabditis belari, 552 nucleotides long. The record is from the annotation of a GenBank genome assembly. Lineage: Eukaryota; Metazoa; Nematoda; Chromadorea; Rhabditida; Rhabditidae.
AUGGAUUAUUUCAAAUCGUUGUUGCUUUUCUCGUUGGUUGGUUUCCUGAGCGCGGAUUGUCCAACUGCCUCUGGUCCUUGCCCAGAGAAUUGGUCCUAUCAAUCAGUGAGCAAUGCUUGCUAUUUCUUGAAGAAUUUCACUGCGUCGAAUGGAAAAACUUGGGAUGUGGUCGAUGUGAAUGAGGCUGAACUACGUUGUCGCCAAUUGAAUCCCAAAGGACGUCUUGUAUCUAUUCACGAUGCUCUAGAGAACCAGAUUGUGUUCGAUUUUCUCAAAACAACCAACUUGAUGGCCAGCACGAUGGCUCCAGCUGGAAGCAAUCCCUGCUCAUCUGCCUAUUCUUGGUGUGGUCUCUCCUACACCAAAGCUACAGAUUCCUUUGCUUGGACUGAUGGAUCAAAAGCUGAUUGGAUCCCACCAGUUUAUAAGCUUUCCGGAAUCACAUAUUAUGGAAUGUCCAGUGAUGAAUCGUGUGGAGGCACAAAGAUUUGGGGAUCCUAUUCGACGGAAGCCGCACAAUUGUUGGCAAGAUACAUUUGUAAAAUCGCUCUU